AACGUCUUAUUUUGUGCAGCUUGUUCCCGCGGUGGCGUCAGUGUGGCCGCGUGGCCGCCGUAGUUGCGGGUUCAGCGCUUCUGCUGCUCGCCAUAUUCCUGCUAGCGAGGAUUCCUUACUCAUCCAAUGACGUUCUACAGCCAGACAUGUAUGACCUGCCUUCGGACGAUGCCUUCAGACCUGCAGCCCUGCAGAGUCAUCUUGCAGACCCUGCUGCCCUGCAGAGUCAUCUUACAGACUCAGAAAUGCAGCAGAUGCAGCUGGAGGGAAGGGAAGGUCUGAGACCGCCCCCAGAAUCGGAGAUGUUCUUGCGGGACUUGGCGCGGCGCCGGAACGUGAUGCUGCAUCCAGAACUCGGCGUCCCCGUUGACGAAGAAUACGUAAAGUUGGAGAAGGAAAGGAGGGUCAAACUCGCCCAGAUGAGGGCGUUAGCAAAGACCAAAACUUAUAGCGAAGUGCUCCAGAAGGUCCAAGAAACUGUGGAAAAUGAGCGCCGACAGAUGAAAGAUAAGGAAAAAUUCUGGGCCAAAGACGUAACACCUCUUCGAAUUCUGCUAGUAUCCACUUGGCGUUCUGGGUCGACAUUCCUUGGACAAGUUCUUCAACAACACCCAGGCGUUUUCCAGCACUAUGAACCGUUCAGUUACGCUGGCGUGAGACAAAUUCGAUCAGGAACUGAAGCUUUCCAGUCACAGCAGUUCCUCCAUCGUCUGCUGGAGUGUAGGUUUAGUGGACAAGAUACCUACCUGAACUACACCAGGCAACACCCGCUCGACAUGAUCGGCCACAACAAGAGGAUAUGGGAACCCUGUAGCAAAAUGCAUCGUGUGGACCUCUGCUCGAACGAAACGUUCCUGACAGAAGCUUGUAAUAUGUUCCCUAUUCAGUUAGUGAAAAGCGUUCGUCUUCGUCUGAAUUUGACACAACUUUUCCUGGGGGAAACACGUUUGAACGCUAAAGUAGUUUUCCUCAUCCGCGAUCCCAGGGCUACGGUGAACUCGCGGAAGUCGUCGGUUCGAUGGUGCGACGACAGUCCCGACUGUUCCUCCGCUGACGUGCUUUGUUCGGACCUAAAAGAGGACCUGAAAGUUGCCGCAGCCCUCGAGCGUCUCUACCCUACAAGCUUCACGAUGGUUCGGUACGAGGAUAUAGCCAACGACCCUCACACUCAAAUAAAGAAACUGUUUGAGUUCUUAGGAAUGUUUUACUCAAACGAAAUGGCGAACUUUGUUUCGGAGCACACCGAGUCGGAAGUUGAAAAGCCUUGGAGUAUCGCCAGAAAAUCUGCAGCGAGGGUUUCGAGAUGGAAGGAGAAUUUGAAACCUGAAGUUAUUGAUGAAAUAGAAAAAGCGUGCAGACCUGUCAUUGAAAAGCUUAAUUAUGACUUUGUUGGAGAGAAAUAAAAAUUCUGAAGUAACAACUAACUCAAAAUUUCUCGAUCAUCAUUGCUUUGAAAUGUGGAUGUAAUAUUUUAAUGAAGCGUGCAUUUGAAGAAAAGCUAUGCAAGUGCCAUUCAUUCUUGUAUGAUGAAUUUUUUAUUGAAUUAUUCGCGCGAAUAUAAUACUGAUAUAUAAUUUUCGACUACACCUCACAUAAUAAACUAAAAUAAUCCCACAAAAAUAGAGGUUAGAGUAUAUUGACUUAUGGAAGUUACCAAUUACGUAUUCUUGCUACGUUCCGACCGUCCAUUAUUAUUAAGCGCUGUAUACUGCUGCUUUUUGGUCAUUGUCUGUCCAAUACGGGAAAAGUUAUAAUUCUAAUACCAAUUAAAUAAUAUAUGAUUAUAUCACAUUAUGAAAUAAUCAAUACCAGAAUGAUAAGAAACACGGAACUAUUAAUGAAUGUUAUCCUAAAUCUUUUUCCGAACUUGGCAGGGUGAAAAAUGUUCAUUGCAUUGCGUAAUGGAACAUCAAUAAUGUCCAUUGGUAUACAAAAUAUGUAAGAAAGUUUGUAUUAGAAUGACCAAUAAUCGUAUCAAAUUUACACUAUAUGAUGAUGGAAAAAACCUUUUAUGUAGUUUAAACCACGUGAUUUGAUGCUCACGAAUAAAUUUAAAAAAAAACGCAGAUUGCAAACAAGGCAAUUUAUACCAUAAAACUUUUUGUACGAAU
Hyalella azteca is the source of this 2111-nucleotide messenger RNA. Its product is annotated as carbohydrate sulfotransferase 4. The record is from RefSeq and is a predicted model, not a curated record. Bases 147 to 1403 code for a protein of 418 amino acids. The transcript has 3 exons. Lineage: Eukaryota; Metazoa; Arthropoda; Malacostraca; Amphipoda; Hyalellidae. Gene Ontology annotation, biological process: N-acetylglucosamine metabolic process; sulfur compound metabolic process. Gene Ontology annotation, molecular function: N-acetylglucosamine 6-O-sulfotransferase activity.